Molecule: messenger RNA, 6246 nt
Organism: Mercenaria mercenaria
Lineage: Eukaryota; Metazoa; Mollusca; Bivalvia; Venerida; Veneridae
Exons: 6
Coding region: 115-2424 (769 amino acids)
Source: RefSeq, a predicted model, not a curated record
UGAAGAUUAAACCGAAAGUACUAUACAUUUAUAAAGCGCUGUAAAUACGGGUUUAACAGUGUUUAAGAUCUCAAGUUAAUAAAUGGAUUGAUUUAAGAAGUAAAAAGGGUAAAAAUGAAGAGGAUACUACUUCAAGUGACUGUUUCCCUGCUAACAUGUUUCCUUGUUUGGAGUGAUGAAACAAAUGUGGUUCAGAACGAACCGUCUACUUGCGAUUACAGUCCCGCAUGUUAUAACCCUCUCUGGUGUGUGGCCGUGCUAUCUGCACGGGAAUGCUCGAAUCGUUCUCGAUGUUGUGCUGACGUUUACCACAAAGUUGAAUGUUUAAAAGACUUGUUAAACAAUAGAACAAAUACGUUGAAUAUGUCGUUGGAAUUAGUGGAUAGCUUGAUGAAGAAUACAAGUGUAUCUCAGUCUAAACUCGAUGAGCUAAGAAAAGAAACUGAUGCAUUGAAAACACGCUGUAAUGAAAACGAAAAUGCAGCAUUGUCACAAAUGAAAUCACUGAUCACCGAUAUAAGUUCGGUAAAAUCUAAACUGGAUUCUUUAGGUAAGAGUUCAUCAGAUGUUAUCAAUAAAACCAUAUUUGUAAACAAGGAAAUUGAGGCAUUAAAGCAACGCAAUUAUAGGACCGAUAAUGUUCUGAGCAAGUUAGUUAAUGAAAUAAAGUCUACUUCAGACAAGUUAAAAUCAGUUGAAGCAACAAUUUCGAAACAAUUUGACGAGACACAAACUCAAAUAUCUGAUAUUACUGGUAUGUGGGAUAAAAAUAUUUCAAGCUUCGAAAGUAAAUGGCGAGACCUAUUCAUCAAUGAAACGGAGACUGUAAAUCAAACAUUCAACUCAUUGAACCUUAAAUUAAAAGAUGCUCUGAACAAUUUAAAUACUUCCAUUGAAAUGUUGAAUACCACUAUAGAAAAUGUAAAAGCAAAAUCUAAUCAAGACUUGCAAGAAAAGUCAACAGAAAUACAAAAUAACAUUAAGAGUGUUCAAGUAAAAUUAGACAGCUUAGAAAAUAGUUUUAAAAUAUACAAAAGCGCAACUGAAGAUGAUAUAAAAAACAAAGCAGAUGAUGUAUAUGACAGGUUACUUGAAAAUAUAACGAAGGAGUCAAGUGAACUAAAUAGCAGAUUAAAGGAGCUAAAAUACAGAAUGGAUCGAGAAACUUCAGGUAUGGGUGAUAAAAUAACACAACUAACGAGCAGUCUAACAGAGUCCAAAGAGGACUUCGAACAUAAAAUUAAAAAAGAUACUGAAACACUGCGUUCUGAAAUAGAUCUAAUAACUGAUAACUUAGACAAGCAACUGAAAGAACUGUCAGCAAACACGAAGAAAGAUAUUGAGGACAAAAAAAAAGAAAUACUACAAAUCGGAAAAAAUAUUGAAGAAUACAAAAGUGAAAACGCUCUGAACUUACAAGAGGUAAAGAAAAGUUUGACAGAUUUAAUACAUAAAAAGGUAUCAGAAGUUCAAACGAAAAUUGACCAAUCGAUUGAGAAUGUAUAUAAGGAUAUUGACGAGCUAAGAGAAGAAAUAGGGAAGCGUAUAAAAGACGAAGUGACCAAACUAUGGCAACAAACAAUUGCCGUUAAUCAAACACUUAAUGAACAGAAGGAAAAGGUUGACAUCAUAUUACCAAACACAUUUAAUAAAGAAAUGUUCAUCAUAGCCUUUCUAAUACUUGUGGUACUGCUGGCCAUCAAUUAUGGUAUUGUAUAUGUACUAGUGAAACGCACAUCUCCUUCUCAACCUGUACUUAGGAGGGAAAUGGCAAACAGCGUUCCUUCUGCAUCAAGUUUUGGCGAAGAGCCCCACUCGCCCGUUCAGGUAUAUAACAGACUGGCAUUUGCUAAAUCACUUCCGAAUGAGUUGUCCACCCCUCUUGAAGAUUCUAUUGGUGUGAUCAGCUUUUAUGAAGACUCUCAGAAACAUCACAAGCGUCUUAUGAAAAGCGUAGAAGAGCGUCUUCCUGAACGUCUGCUUCAUGACGUCAAAGUUGAAUACCACGUGGUCCGACGUCACGAAAAUAUCCCGGGAUUACCGCAUUCAAAACUGUGUAUCAUGUUUGUCGAGUUUUCCGAAAGGCAUGUGAUAAUAGAGGAACCAGGUAUAGGCCUAGGUGAUCUAAAGCGGAGAACUGCAGAUUUCAUAAGUAAAAUGGGAGCCUGCCUGGUGAUCGUGUACGUAAAAGACCCUGGAUCAAGACACCUGAAAGGUUCGGAACUCUUCAACAGCGCGAUUCACUGUGCAAAAUCACAACCUGAACUGGUAGCUCUAAGCGAACGUGAACGAUUCUUGAGUAUAUAUGACAAAUUUAACAACAGACAAGCUGAGCGUCUUGUUGAUAUAAUAACAGCAAAUAUCGGUAAUACCCUAAGCGGAAAUAGACCUAAUCUCAGACUUAACUUACAGAGUUUAAAGUAAUGGGAUAAAACUUUAUUGUAGCAGAAAGAAAAAAGAAAACACUAAUUUCAUAUCGAAACUAUACGUUUUUAAGGCAAAUGUUUAGUAUAUUGAAGUAUUGCAGUAGUAAUUAUACAAACAGGCGUAUCUUUCUCCAUGUUUAAAGGUAAAUGCAUUAUUUUAGGACAAGUUUUAGGUUUGGCAAUUUUUUUUAAAAGAAAAUCUGAGGCCGACCAUUCAAUUUUGUAUAUGAUACAAACACUGAAGAUUCAGUUACAGACUCAAACAUUUACCUUUUCUGAAAGUGACUGGUUGUAAAGUUGGCUUUUUUGUAUAUUUUAUCUACUAACAGCAGUUAGUCGGUCGUAGUAAUGCCAUAAAAAUGUUUUACAAUGGCACUACGUAGGUGAGCUAUCCGGUAUGGUUUGUACAUGUACUUCAAAGGUUUUAAAUAUCACAGUAUUUUUCAUAAUAAGUUUAUUGACAUGUUAGUAUUACUGAAAAAACGUUUUGUUGAAGCAAUUCACAGGCUGAAUAUUUUAUAUCAACGUCUUGAAAGGUCAAAGAACAAUGUCAGGCAUUGAUCUGUAACAAGAAAAUGCCAUUUCACAAGAAUCUCUUCAAGUCCCCUUUGUUUCAGUUAUCGCUCUUGUAAGAACACUCGGCAGUUCCGUGUAAUUACGCUUUUUCGUUUAUCAAUUCGGCAUUCGUGUGGCGCAAAGCAGCUCAGCGCACACAAAACAUAACGACCCCCACCCACCACGGAAAAAUUUCGAAAUGGCGAGCAUACAUAAAAGGCUUAUUUUUAUUAGUGGUCUUCUACCUUCAGGACUUAAAAAUUUUAAUAACAAUAAAGGAUAUGGAAUGACCAUCGGGGAAUUACAGUUUGAUUUUGACAUUGGGAGGUUCAAUUUAUAGACUCAUCUGCCGAUUGGGGGAAAUCAGAACUGAAUAACAUAACCUAAAUAACGGAGAGUUCCAUUAUUUAAAGAACAAUCAAAUUUUCUAGCAUUAACUGACCAAUGAUACGACGCAAACGUGGUAAAGGUUUUCUCGUUAAGAAAACUAUGGUACUGCUAAUGGAGUAUAACUUUUAGUUGUAUAAUGAAAAAUUUCCUUCGAAAUCAGUGUGCAUAUCCGUCCUCGCAAAUGAUGAUUUUGUUGUAAGGAUACACGGAUUAGAGAAUGUUUUUGAAUUGAUUUAUGUUCCGUUUACAUGUUAUAGAAAAAACAAUAGCAUAAUGUACUAAUUUUUAUAAUACAUGUAUAUUUAUUUGUCAUGAAACUAUAAGAAUGCGAGGUUAAUAUAGCUGUAUAUUUGUGUUAAUUUUUGUUCGCUUACUGACUUUAUGAAUCAAAAUGUUUUAGCCCCAUGAUCUCAAGAGAUUUACAAAUCAUACUUUAAACGUGAUACCAUAACUCUUCAGAGCUUGUACUUAUAGUGUAAAGGUUGUAUAUUAAAAGUAUAGAAUCAUUUAAAUAUGUGUAAAAAUUUCAGCUCUUUUUUAUUUCAUAACCGAUUCAUUUUUCUGAUUUCGGUUCCGUUUACUUACGUAUUUGUCAUAGCUCUUUUACUAAACAGUAUUAUUAGUUAGCUUGAUGCGAACAUUCAUUGCAAAAAUGUAAAAUUAUUUUCACGUACUAGUAAAUUCGUAUGAUGUUUUCAUCAUUUCUUCGUAGAUACUUGUCUUAUUUUCUGAUACAUUAUAGAAUUACACACAAAUGUUUAACACUGUAUGCCUUCUGUUUGUAUUAACUUGUUGGCAGGACUACUUGAAGUAUAGGUUGGCAGUCGUUAAGUUUUAUAAUGUAAGCUGAUAUCUCAGUUUCAAGUUCACAGAUGAUCUGUGAUGUAAUGCAUAUGUUCAAUUAUAACUCUAUUAUGUUUUUGACCUUUUUUCUUUUUGUUAAAUUUUGUUAAGUUUUUGUAUGUAAGCUGGUAUCUCAACGACCAUAUUUGAUUGUAUAUGUUCAAUUAUAACUCUAUUAUGUUUUUGACCAUAUUUGAUUGUUAUUAUUUAACAUGCAAUGCAUAGUUCCAAUAACUCUGGUUUGCAUUUUCACAUCGUUUUUCUCUUUUUUGACAUAACAAUUUGGGGUUAGAUUAUUGUAUGUAAACUGAUAUUUCAAUAUGGAUUGAAACGGCUAAGAAAAGUUUUGGUGUACUCUGAGGGGAAAGUUGUAUAGUUUAAAAUUGUUGUCCCUUUUUUGUACUAUGUCUUUUUUUUUAAUUAGUUUAACUUAUUUUUUUAGUAACAAACCUUUGAAUAGCCGAGUGUUACUGUCCACUGACAGGUCUUGUUAUUGAUAUUGUCAUAUUUAAUUAUUUGGUUUACUGUAUUUGCUUCUAAAUACCAAACAAUUGUUUCUCGUGUAUGUGUCUGGAAGGAAAAAAAGACCUGUAUUAAACACCAUACGUUUUUGAAGCUGCAUUAUUCAAAACGUGGAUGUUACUUUCAGCUCUUUAUCUUUACGUUUAACAUUCUCUAGGAACGUCUAUGUCUACAUGUGGUAAUUUGCUGUAAACAGCUCUAUAUUGUAAGUGCUUUUAACCUAAUUCAUUUGACACCGCUCUAAUCAAUUUAAAAGAGUUUGACAAUUGGCACAAUGAUUAGUUGCAAUGAGAGGAAGUAUUCUAAGGUUCUUUCACUGGUUGUAGAUUCAGAUUGGAAUAUCCGGCUCAACGGUAACCGAGGCUUUGCGUAAACAGUUACCCGAGAGCCAGAUUCUCUCAUCUGCAGCUUUCUUGCGACCAUAUUUAACAAUAGUAUGCCUUUUUUAUACCACUUUCUUCUUACAGCAGCGUAUUAACAAACAGGAAGUACGUUACGGCGUUACAGAAACAAAAAGCAGCUUAAUAGUUCCGUUUUGUUUUGUCAUCUGCAGAGGAGUGUUAUGGGUUUUCUUUUUCGAAAAAAAUAACGUCUUUAUGAAUCAAAUUUUUUUUUUUUUAUACAUUCGGUUUUACGUAAAAAAAGAUAAUUUCUGCACAUAACUACUACAUAGAUGUUGUUCGUUAUAAGCCAUUUACAACACGAGAGUCAUCAUACACCCCGGGAUUGUGAGAUAGAGCACCGGUUAAAACCCCGGAAAUCCAAGUCCGGUAUGCAAAAAUAAUAUUUUUAGGACCACAACCUUAUAAUAAUUUUAUAAUCAUCUCCUACAUGCAACUAUCAAGCUUUAUCGCAGGAACAUAUAUUGGAAUGAAACUGCACAUAUUGCUUCCCAUGCAGGCAUCAAACGUACUCACAUCGGAUUUAAUGUGAACUAUGGCUUUCCACUAAACUUUUGUAAACGUUUGUGUGCAGCUAACUACCAAGCAGUGUCCCAGAAACAACUACAUGAAUAGCAAUGAAAGAUCUUGUUCGUAUUAUCUCCGAAACAUUUAACAUUCAAUAUAGUACUUUUAAGCUAUUUGUACACAUUUAGUUAGUUAUUGUAAACAUCUGAAAUAACUUCAUAUAGUAACAUAAAUGUUUUUUUUAUGUGUAUAUAUUUUGUUUAUUCGUGUAAAAUUUUAAUGAAUCUGCUCUUAAAUUAUACAUUUUGUAGAUAUGUUCUUCUCUCCCUCGAGGAGAAAAUGAAAGUAUCUAUCUUAGCCGUAUCUUUAUAGUAACAAUUACAAGCAUUAGAUAUAAACUUUUAAAUAGUCGAGCGUAACUUUUAUUAGCAUAUUAAGACAAUAACGUUUAAUGUUUUUAAUUCUCUGAAGGAAAUUCAGUAGAAUUCUGACAAUGAGUGGAUAUGUACAGCAGACGAAUUAUAUGUUUGUCUCGAACAAUUUUAGAAUAAUGUCUUUUGUUUUACUAAGUUUUAACUUUUUGAAUAAAGCAUUAACUUUGA